Phlebotomus papatasi is the source of this 3069-nucleotide messenger RNA. RefSeq lists its product as uncharacterized. Bases 1613 to 2887 code for a protein of 424 amino acids. The record is from RefSeq and is a predicted model, not a curated record. The transcript is spliced from 4 exons. Lineage: Eukaryota; Metazoa; Arthropoda; Insecta; Diptera; Psychodidae.
GAGACUUCGGUUAAUGACCUAUUAUAGUAAAUUCUGAGAACGUGAAUAGUUUGCUCAUUUGAAAAUUAAUCACUCAAUAUGGGUUCAAGGUAGUUUUAUCAACGUGUUUUGCGAGUGUUUCUAAGUGAAAAACACUGCAAUUUUCCUCAUUUCAUGCGGUACCUUUAGAAGAUUUUUUUUUGAUGCGCAUUUCAAGUGCAGGGGACUUUUUGGCGCCAAGUUCACUGACCACGAGAAUUCGUUUUUCUUGUCAACAAGAAUUCCAAAUGUGCGGCAAGAGAUUAGUGAACAUAUACCUAAAAUUGAUCUAUCUGAAAGCCUUUUUUAAUCAUGCUCGUCCGCAUUGAAACAACGUGACACGCUGAAAAUAUACCACGUGGUUGGGUUGAGCGUAUGUGUGAGGCGCUUGUUAAAUGACCCAAUUUUCACGGUGUAUCAUCUAACACAUUUUACCCGUGCAUUGUUUCAUUGACCGAUAACAAGCGAUCUUGACCUUCAAAAAGUUUUUUUUUAGGAAAACCCAAGUCCAUGAGUUCGUUGACUUUUCUAACACCUCUUAAUUCCAUUUUGCAAAAUGUACCGUCAGUGUUGCAAUGUCACGUCAGUUUGAUGAUUAGAUUUUAUCGUAGAUCAAUAUUUAACAAGCGCAACGAAAAAGAUGACAAAUGCGUGUUUUGCAGAGGAAAAUUAACAAUCUAAGUUGGUGUUUAAAAAAAUAUAUUUUUAGACUGUAUUGGUGAAUAAUUGUUUAAUAUUUUGUUGGCACUUUAAAGAAAAUUGUUUCUUCAAACAUACAUUUAUUGUUGGGAAAUUAAAAAAAAUAUAUAUAUUCUCUUUAGUAAGAAAUAAAAUUCUUUAGCAAUAUUUGCUGGCGAUAUAAGUAUAAAUUUGGAGCAACAAUGCAUUUGUUUAAAAUAAAAAUUUGCAAUUUGGCAGAAAAUUGUCCUAAAAUUGGAACUUAGUAACGGGAUGUCGAAUUGAUAUCACAAUUAUAGUCUGAUAAUGAGCACAAUACUUGAAUAGGUAGAGGAUUGAUCUUGCUGGGAGGGGUUCAAGGACUCCCAAAACAUUUAGAGAUUGCGAUAGAAAACCAAUAAUGUCCAUGUAUUGGAAUUCAGAAAUAAUAUUCCAAUAUUGCGAUGAGAUCUAAAUGGUAUAAGAAUUGAGAUAAGUCAGUUGUUUUUCGCACAUGAAAAUAUUUUAUCUGGGUCACAAAAAUGAACUUUAUCAGACGUGGAGGUGUAUGGGAAAGAGCGCCAAAUUCUAUACUUUGUGAGAUAGCAUUCCCAGGAAGAGUUUCAAGUUGGUGGAAACUUGGAAAAUUUUUUCUUAACACAAACGAUUUAUGAAAUGAUUGGACACAUACACUAACUUAUCUAUCAUUGACAGAGCAAAUCACAAAUGGGUAGCGUUUUGUGCUACGGAUAUAAAUGCAAUAGGAGUGGAGGUCAGGGCGUUAGUAAAUUGCUGGGCGGCGUGCCAUAGACGUAUUUUGUGGAAGAAGAAUCCGGCAUUUUUAUUUUGUGUAGUAAAAAAGUAGCGCUUGGACACGACAAUUUUGUCCCUUUUCUGAUUUUCUUUAGUUAGUGUUUUGAGUGUUUUUCUGUUAACCAUGGUUGAUGUGGAAUCUAAGAUAGAACUGCCGGAGUAUGUAAAUGAGGAAAUCGUGAAGAUUGCUCAAAGCCUUGAUUUCCCAAAUCCCAAGUUCAAGGUCAUGAAGGGAUCAAAGAACGGUGAUAAUUUCUCUGGGGAUGUCUUCAGAGUUUUAGUAGUACGUGAAGAUGGGGUAAUUCCUGAAGAUGACGCUUCAGCAGACAGAUCCAUCUAUCAAAGAGAACUCCAUUUGUUCGUCAAACUUGCUCCACAAUCUCUAUUGAGGCGUCGUUUGUACAAAACUGUGUUGUGUUUUGAGCGCGAAAUGUAUAUGUAUGAUGUAAUUCUCCCGCGUUACGCUGAGUUUGAGAAGCAGUACCUCAGCAAAGAUGAGACAUUCCACAAUUAUCCCCAUUUGAUGUGUGGAAGUCUGCAGGAAUCCAAGGAGUACCUGAUCCUUAGUGAUUUGAAACGCGAAGGCUAUUUUAAUCCUCAUAGAUCAACGGGCCUAAAUCUCCAUCAAUGCAAAUUGGUUCUAGCCACAAUGGCCAAAUUUCAUGCCAUCUCCUAUGCUUUCAAAGAUCAACAUCCUGAACAAUUCAAUGAGUUGACGUCAAAGCUGAUUGAAACCAUGUUUGCUGAGCCAAUUCCACAGGAAAUGCAAGAUUUUCUCCAGAGAAAGAUUGCCUAUGGCCUCAGUACGCUUUCGGAUUUACAUGAUAAAAAGAAUAGGAACCAUUUGGAGCAAUUUGGAGCAAAUUUCGCCCAAAAUAUGAUAUCUUGUGUCCAUGUGAAGGAUUUUGGUGCCAUUAUUCAUGGUGACUCCUGGAUCAGUAACCUUAUAUUCCGUUUCAAGAAUAACGUAGAAGAGGAUGUAAAACUCUUAGACUGGCAACUUAGUCGACAUACAACCCCUGUUUUAGAUUUAAGCUAUUUUAUUUUCUGCUGCACUGAUGUGAACCUAAGGAUCCAUCUACCUGCCUUGCUAAAUGAGUACCACGAUAUCUUAAUUCGUCGCAUUGAUAAAUUAGGCAGUUCAGGACGACAUCUAUAUCCCAAGAAUAUUUUUGAAGAACACUGCAAGAAGUACAUGAAAUACGGCGUUGGCAUGGCUUUGAUGACUCUCCACUCGGUCACUUGCAAAUCUACUGAGAUUCCCAACGUCGUUGAAAUCAUUGAGAGUCAGGAUCUGGCCCAAAUUGACGCGAUUACAGAAGAGUUGGUCAAAAGGCCUGCCUAUAUCAGGCGUAUGUCCGGAGUUAUUCGAGAUGCCGUACGAUUUGGAUACAUUUAGGAAGGAAAUUUGUUGCGUACAAAAUUUGUGUUAUUUUACCCACUGAAUAAGUAUUACAUUACAUUUUACCUCAUACCUGUACAGGUUCAUUAUUACAAAAAUAGAUUAUUGUGCACAGAACUAUGGUUUUUAUACUUAAAUUCUAGAAUAUCUAAUCUCAAAAUAAAAUCAGUUUAAACAAA